UACUUUUGAUUUAAUGGUAUUUGAUCUUGAAUAAUUGGUUUGAAGAAGUGACAACUACAUGAUGGCCUUUAAUUGAACGGUAAUAUAGCUUGAAUUAAACCUGAAAGGAAAAGGCACAUUUCCCCAUUUAGAAUAAACCUCAAUUGGUCUACAGUUUUUGUGAGCUGAAUUAUUAUAACCUACAAGAAAAACGUCAUUUUUUUUGUUAGUUGUUGAAUAUAAUUGAGAUGAACAAAAAACCGGCAGACGUUGAAUGGUGUUAGAAAGUAAAAAAAAUAAGGACAAGUUAUAAGAAAGACACAUCUAAAUACAUAACGAUCAGCAAGAAAUGUCUGUUGAAACUCCCGUUUCGCAAAAUAUAAACGCAAUUAAUGAAAAAUUGGCGUAUGAUGCUUUGUCUCCUAAUUUUCAUAUGCCAAGUUAUGAAAAUUACCGAGAUCACGACAAUUAUCAUGGAUUGAACAACAAUUUUUCAAAAGAAAUAAGCUUGUCAGCUUUAGAUGUCAAUUUUCAAAAUACUCAAAUUUUCACUGUCCCCAUAAACGUUCUGCCACCUCCACCCCACAAAAUUGUCCAUUAUCAAAAUAAUAUAAUACUCAAGAAACUAGACAGUAAGUAUGGUGGGAAGAACAAAGACAUCAGGUCCGAUGUGAGGGCAAUAUCUCCAAAAGGAUAUGAGAGUGAUGAAAGUGGCAGGUCUUCGCUUUAUUCAACAAAGUGCGUUCAGCAGGCAAAUAAAACCUGUGAUAAAUCAAACAAAUCAAAUUUAAAGACUGAUAAUAAAAAUGGAAAAACUGAUCAAUAUUCAACUGGGAAAUACAAUAGUCAUUCCCCAAAAGUUUAUCAACCUAACUAUUAUGAUCAACCUAAUGGUAAUACAAAUUUAAGGAGUAAACGAUAUUACACAAAUAGUUCCUUAAGGUCAAAACAGAACACCUACAAGAAUUAUUCAAUAGAUAACAUAACUCGGAGGGUGUAUGGACUCAUGGAGCGUUUCAAGUCUAGGGCUUACCUGAUGAAGAUCGAUCCAAAUCCUGAAAUGCUGUUGAACGGAGGCCCUUCAGACCAUCUCAGUCAGGCUAUAUGGGAUGUAUUCCUUUGUAAGGCGCAAAAAGAAAGUACUUAUAUCAGCAAACUAGAAACUUGGAAGACUAUAUUUUUAUCGAUUAAGAAUUGUCUUGACAGUUACGGCUUGUUCAUAGUUGGUUCCACCAUGUCAGGUUUUGGACUCGAGACCAGUGAUAUCGAUAUGUGCCUACUGACUAAACCUUUCGUCAAUGAUCCAAGGAUAGAUGCUCUUACUCACUUGGACCACGUCAGGAACCUUCUUGUGAAUGAUGGAAUCGUUAAGGAUGUUGAGCUUAUAGUGGCGAAAGUCCCUAUCCUGAAGUUUAAGGAUCUGGCGACUGGUUUCGAGAUUGAUUUGAACUGUAACAACGGAAUUGGAAUCCAUAACACCCAUCUCCUUCACUGCUAUGCCCGAUUAGAUUGGCGGGUCAGGGCUAUGGUAGUGAUUGUCAAAGUUUGGGCGCAGGCUAACAACAUCAACGAUGCAAAGAACAUGACGAUAUCUAGUUAUUCUUUGGCUCUGAUGGUCAUCAAUUAUUUGCAAUGUGGGGUAACACCUCCUGUGCUCCCUUGUCUACAUGGCUUGGUCCCAGAAAUAUUCAACUCAUCAGUAGAAACUAGCACUGAUGUACAAGAAGACAUAGAGUUUAUAAGGGACUUCAAGUCCGACAAUAUGAAUUGUGUCGGAGAUCUGCUAAUUGGAUUCCUUAACUAUUAUUCCCACUUCAACUUUGCAGAAUUCGCUAUCUCUGUCCGAACUGGCAGUCGACUGCCGAUAGACGAAUGCAGGUAUCAGAAAUCGCCCAAGAACGAUGUAAACCAGUGGAAAUUUCUGUGUAUCGAGGAGCCAUUCAACCUCUCCAAUACUGCAAGAUCGGUAUUUGAUGUAGACAAGUUCAAGUUCAUUAAAGACGUCUUCAUGUAUUCGUACUGGGAACUGUCGAGGACCAAGCACCUCAACAUGAUCCUGCCUGUACAUUUUCCCACAAACCAAAGAUGAUUUUUGUAGUGCUUGAUUCUAACCAAAGAACAUUGUUCGUCCAAAGGUUUUCUCUCGUGACGGAAUCUCCUUAAUGUGAUGGAGUCUAUGAAAUCAGUACUUAGACUAUUGUCGACAAUGUGCUACCAGUUCCUUUUUCAGAUUUAGUUUCGAAAAGUACAGAUGACAAAAGGGUUUACAAGAAUUCUUUAUGCAUUUUAUGUGUACUACAUACUGAAUUUUUUCAAUCGUCGAAAUGCUGAGUUAUAAUUUUCAUCUCUUCAAAAUUUCGCAUUGGUUCAUCAAUAUUGAUGGUGAAUUGUUUGAUUGUUUUCAUGGUCACUUCCAAUCUAGCACAUUUCCUAGAAAACUGCAAUCUGAAGAUGUCCUGGAAAAAGUGUUUAUGUUGGAUCAAAAUUUUUUGUAUGUAUUCUAUAUAAAAUCCGUGAAGUAAAUCAGCACCAAAAAACCUUUGAAUUGUUCUUGUGGAGAUAGCCUUAGUCGGUGAUUUACGGAAAGUAUUUAUUUUUUCCAAGGGUAAAAUCUUUAUGGCAAGGACAUUAAUUUAUAAAUGAAACGUUCAAUACUGAAAAUUUGUGAUGUUUUUAUGUGUUCAGAUAUAUAUAUUUUAAUUAUUGUAAAAGAGAAAAAAAAAACAAAAAGCCAACUGCCUAAUCGAAAUAUUUAUAAAAACUCGAUUGAGCCGAAAAAAGAAUCGUGAAUGAGAGAACAGAAAUUAUCUGAAAUAUUGAGCUAGUGAUAAAUUAUAUAUUUGUUUUCGAUUCAUGAGGUUAUUCUAUUUUUCUGUAUAUAUGUAUUAUAAUGUCUAUAUAUAUCUACAUUUUGUAGAACAAAACCCUGAUUAUUGUGAAAAAAAAGUUGGUAAAAUAAAAUAAAAAAAACAAAAAAAUUUUAAAAAGGGGAAAAUAAAAAAAGACGAAUCUGAACUGGAAAAUAUUUAUAUAAUUUCAUUUAUUUUUGAAGUGAAUCCUACUAAAUUUUUUACUGUGAUUUUUGAGGUGUCUGUUACCAACAUUUUUGCUCCUUGUUGUAGGAAACUUCAACGAUAAAUGAGAAGAAAAAACAAAAAGUUAAAACACUCUUGUUUCAAUAAUAAUAGUGAAUAUGUGACCUGUGCCACUAGUGGAAAUAAAGAUAAUAUCACUAGUGCACAAAUUUGGUUUACUUAACUGAUAUUUAUUUCUUUGUGAUAAUUAUUUAUCUUACGAAAUAAGCUUAAGACUGUGCAAGUGAUUUUCCAGAACUGUUUUCAAAAUAACAGGUUUGAAAUAAAGACAUCCAGUUUAUUACAAAGAAAUUACGAUGGAUAUAUUAUCUCCAAUAACAUUUUUCAAAUUCACAGUCAACAAUUCCAUCUUGUCAGAUGAAACUUUGUCAUUUGCAUUCUGACUUCAUUUUUUCAUAUUAUAGUUAGGAGAGGAACCAUUUUUCAGUAUAAAAAUUCUCCUUUCUUAGUAAAAAGUUAUGCUUCAUCACAACAACAGUGGUUGCGGCAGUUAUCUUGUUAUGUUACAAUUUAAAAUUUUGAAGCAAUACAGUAUUGGAACCUGAAUAUUCAAGAUUUUUUGCUCAGAAGAGUUGCAAUUAUUUUUUAGAAAGUGCCACGUAUCUCUUCAACGGUUAAGUCGAUUAGUAUGUAGACUCAAAAAUAUAUUUUUGAGUAUCCAAUUUUUCAUCUCUAUAAUCUAAUAAUAUCUAAUCAGAAAAGUAAAAUUUGACCUACUUUUCGUGUAAAUAAUUUCUAUUUUACUACAAUAAUUUCAUAAAGCAAUAUAAGUGUUUCUGUUACCAGUUUGUGAUUAUUCCGUGAUACCUACUGCAGUAAUUCGUUAGAAUCUUCAGGAAAUGUCAAGCUCUUUAUUUUGGAAUCAGUUCUUUUCAUUUGUACUUGAACCAAUACAUAUCAAUUGGCGGGUCCUAAUAGUAAAGUUUUGCCUCUAUUUGCAACGAAAAGAUUCUUUGAACCGAGUGCUUGAAGUAAACAGCUUCUCUUCAUUCAGUUUCAGGUACUCUGCAUUCUUAAAUUUUUAUUUGUUUUGUUCACAAUUCAUUGAAAGAGUACUUGUCCGCAAUUAAGUUAAUAGAAAGAAUCAAACCCUUGUUCUUGAUGACUGCAUUCAAAACAGUUUUCACCUUUAAACUGGUUCUACAAUUUUAUUUUUGAAACAGUUUCUUUGUGCUACAUGUCAGUUUGAUUCGAUUUUUUGUGCUCUUUCAAUAAACCUUUGAGAAUUUUGUAUAUUGUGCCAUAUUUUAAACUAUUUAAGUAUGUGAUAUUCUACUGUAAUCUAUUAAUAAGAAAUUGUAAUGUUUGUAUGAUUAAGGAAAGAAUCUUUUAUAGGCUACUAACAGAUUUGUUCUUGGUAAGCCUCAUUGUCUAGGUUCAAUAUCUCUUUUUAGUUUGAGAUCUCGCAUCACAUUUUAAACAAGAAAAGCUUUGGUGGCCCGAGAAAAUUUCAAUCCAAUUGUCAGUAUGGCAAUGAAGAUGUUAGUAGGUAUACAGUAUUCCUUAUAAAUAGACAAUAUUUAAAAUCGGAUACAAUAAUGUAAACAAUAAUUCCUCUGUGUUUGUAAAGAGUUACAUCAUUUAUGUUGAAAAGUAGUGGUCAAAGUUUGAACAUGCAAGUUUCCAAUCAUACUGUUUCAGUUCAGUUUUCUAUAAAAAUUUGUUGAUGUAAUUAAAUGAAAAUAAAAACUUGAACUUAUUAUAUA
This is a messenger RNA of Harmonia axyridis, 4780 nucleotides long. RefSeq names its product poly(A) RNA polymerase gld-2 homolog A-like. Bases 329 to 2068 code for a protein of 579 amino acids. The transcript has 6 exons. Gene Ontology annotation, cellular component: cytosol. Gene Ontology annotation, molecular function: poly(A) RNA polymerase activity. The record is from RefSeq and is a predicted model, not a curated record. Lineage: Eukaryota; Metazoa; Arthropoda; Insecta; Coleoptera; Coccinellidae.